This is a messenger RNA of Emiliania huxleyi CCMP1516, 564 nucleotides long. RefSeq lists its product as hypothetical. The coding region runs from base 1 to 564 and encodes 187 amino acids. NCBI's taxonomy places the organism in Eukaryota, Haptophyta, Isochrysidales, Noelaerhabdaceae. The transcript has a single exon. The record is from RefSeq and is a predicted model, not a curated record.
AUGUCGGCCACCGCGGACGCCGGCGCGUGCACUCUGGAGGCCCACCCUUCGACACAUCUGCUCGAUUUGAGCGACGAUGUUCUGUGGCACGUCCUGUGGCACACAACGCUCACCGCGCAAGCCAGCACUGCGGCGGAGUUUUGGGCUCGCCCUCAGGUGGAGUCAACGCCCGCUCCAGGCGCGGUAGUCGUGCUGCACUCGCUGGUCGGCAAGGCGGAGCUCAACGGCAAGCGCGGCGUCGUCAAGACGUUCGACGCGUCCCGCGGCCGCUUUGAGGUGGCAGUCGAAGGCAAGCCCCUCUCCGUGCGACAAAAUAACCUUGCGCCGGCAGCCUCUCCGUGCGGACUGGCGGCGGACUUCGACGCUGCGGACCUGAUGGGUCUGCGCGGCGCCUGUCAAAGAUUUCGCGGGCUAUGCAACGGCCUCGCUGUCCAACUCGAUCGGGCUGUGCGCGAGCGAGCGAGAAGCGUGGCGGAGCAUUUUCCACGAUGGUCGACAGCGAUCGGCUAUGCCACAUUUUCGGAUGUCCCCCGCGCUCCCUGCGGCCAUGGCCGAUGCUCCUAG